UGCGCAGACCGGCGGAUGGGCCAGAGAGCGCAGGAGCGGCCCGCGGGGCGAGCGACUCUUCCUGACUCUCCCGGCAGCGGAAGUGACGUAGGGGGAGCCCGGCUGCGAAGGCGCGCGCGGCUCGUGCGGGGCCGUUGGAGGGUUUUGUGGCUGCCGGCUCUGGGCAUGCGCAGAGCGGGGGCGGCGGCGGCGGCGGCGCUGCAGCCUCCAGGCUACAGAAUAACGUUCACGUUUCACUCCAGAUCAUCCCAUCCUCCCAGGGGGAAGGAAAUGGCUGCAAUGGAUCUGGCUCAGGGGCCGGUGACUUUCGAGGAGGUGGCUGUGUAUUUCACCAGGGAAGAGGGGGCUCUGCUGGACCCCACUCAGAGAGCCCUCUACAGAGAUAUCAUGCAGGAGAACUAUGAGACGGUGGUCUUGCUGGCAGGGUUUCCAAUUUGCAAACCUGAUGUGAUCUCACAGCUGGAACGAGGGGAAGAGCCGUGGGUCCCAGAUCUCCAGGGCUCUGAGAAAAAAAUGCUCCCGAGAACUCCCUGCACAGGUGCAGGGAGUGACCUAUGCAUGGAUUCUCUCUGUCUCCCAUCAGGUGAUGGGAUGGUGAGUGAGAACAAGGAGAAACUCCAGCAGGAAGAUGCUGAACAAGUAUUACCACAUGAGAUGUUCUCAGGAGGCUCCAAAGGGAAUGUUUCUGGGAGUUCUGCACUCCCAGAAGAAGCAAAAUCGUGUGAGACUCAGCAGAGGCCAGAGGAAAACUUGAGAAGCCACUCAGACCCUAUUACAUGCGAAACAAUCAACUUGGAAGAGACACGCUACACAUGCCAUGAGUGUGGGGAAAGCUUCAAUCGGAGCUCUGCCCUGAUCAGACAUCAGCGAAUCCACACUGGAGAGAGACACUACACGUGCUCCGAAUGUGGGAAAGGCUUCAGUCGGAGCUCCCACCUUAUCAUACAUCGUAGGAUCCACACUGGAGAGACGCCCUACACAUGCGCUGAAUGUGGGAGAAGCUUCAAUCAGAGCUCAAACCUUACCACACAUCAGAGAAUCCACACAGGUGAGCGACCUUAUGGAUGCUCUGAGUGUGGGAAACGGUUCGUUGAUACUUCAACCCUCAUCUCACAUCAGCGAAUCCACACCGGAGAGACGCCCUACACGUGCUCUGAGUGUGGGAAAAGCUUCAUUCAGAGCUCAAACCUUAGCACACAUCAGCGAAUCCACACAAGAGAGACGCCCUACACAUGUGGUGAGUGUGGGAAAAGCUUCAAUCAGCGCUCACACCUUAUCGUACAUCAGAGAAUCCACACAGGUGAGCGACCUUAUGGAUGCUCUGAGUGUGGGAAACGGUUCAUUGAUAGUUCAACCCUCAUCUCACAUCAGCGAAUCCACACCGGAGAGACGCCCUACACGUGCUCUGAGUGUGGGAAAAGCUUCAGUCAGAACUCACACCUGAUCACACAUCAGAGAAUCCACACAGGCGAGACGCCCUACACAUGUUCUGAAUGUGGGAGAAGCUUCAAUCAGCGCUCAAACCUUAUCACACAUCAGAGAAUCCACACGGGAGAGACGCCCUACACAUGUUCUGAAUGUGGGAGAAGCUUCAAUCAGCGCUCACACCUCAUCACACAUAGGAGAAUCCACACAGGUGAGAAACCUUAUGGAUGCUCUGAGUGUGGGAAACGGUUCACUGAUAGUUCAACCCUCAUCUCACAUCAGCGAAUCCACACAGGAGAGAUGCCCUACACAUGCUCCGAGUGUGGGAAAAGCUUCAAUCAGAGCUCAAACCUUAUCACACAUCAGCGAAUCCACACAGGAGAGACGCCCUACACCUGCUCCGAGUGUGGGAAAAGCUUCAAUCGGAACUCAAACCUUAUCACACAUCAGCGAAUCCACACGGGAGAGACGCCCUACACGUGUUCUGAAUGUGGGAAAAGCUUCAAUCAGAGCUCUCACCUUAUUACACAUAGGAGAAUCCACACAGGUGAGAAACCUUAUGGAUGCUCUGAGUGUGAGAAACGCUUCAGCGAUAUUUCAGCCCUCAUCUCACAUCAGCAAAUCCACACAGGAGAGAAGUCCUACAAAUGCUCUGAGUGUGGGAAAAGCUUCCGUUGUAGCUCAAACCUUAUCGCACAUCAGAGAAUCCACACAGGUGAGAGACCUUAUGGAUGCUCUGAGUGUGGGAAACAGUUCAUUGAUAGUUCAACCCUCAUCUCACAUCAGAGAAUCCACACAGGAGAGACGCCCUACACGUGCUCUGAAUGUGGGAAAAGCUUCAAUCGGAACUCAAACCUUAUCACACAUCAGCGAAUCCACACAGGAGAGACGCCCUACACCUGCUCCGAGUGUGGGAAAAGCUUCAAUCGGAACUCAAACCUUAUCACACAUCAGCGAAUCCACACGGGAGAGACGCCCUACACGUGUUCUGAAUGUGGGAAAAGCUUCAAUCAGAGCUCUCACCUUAUUACACAUAGGAGAAUCCACACAGGUGAGAAACCUUAUGGAUGCUCUGAGUGUGAGAAACGCUUCAGCGAUAUUUCAGCCCUCAUCUCACAUCAGCGAAUCCACACAGGAGAGAAGUCCUACAAAUGCUCUGAGUGUGGGAAAAGCUUCCGUUGUAGCUCAAACCUUAUCGCACAUCAGAGAAUCCACACAGGUGAGAGACCUUAUGGAUGCUCUGAGUGUGGGAAACAGUUCAUUGAUAGUUCAACCCUCAUCUCACAUCAGAGAAUCCACACAGGAGAGACGCCCUACACGUGCUCUGAAUGUGGGAAAAGCUUCAAUCGGAACUCAAACCUUAUCACACAUCAGCGAAUCCACACAGGAGAGACGCCCUACACCUGCUCCGAGUGUGGGAAAAGCUUCAAUCGGAACUCAAACCUUAUCACACAUCAGCGAAUCCACACGGGAGAGACGCCCUACACGUGUUCUGAAUGUGGGAAAAGCUUCAAUCAGAGCUCUCACCUUAUUACACAUAGGAGAAUCCACACAGGUGAGAAACCUUAUGGAUGCUCUGAGUGUGGGAAACAGUUCAUUGAUAGUUCAACCCUCAUCUCACAUCAGAGAAUCCACACAGGAGAGACGCCCUACACAUGCUCUGAGUGUGGGAAAAGCUUCAAUCGGAGCUCAAACCUGAUCACACAUCAGAGAAUCCACACAGGAGAGACGCCCUACACAUGUUCUGAGUGUGGCAAAAGCUUCAAUCAGAGCUCACACCUCAUCACACAUAGGAGAAUCCACACAGAGGCUACGAGGUGCAGCUGGACGCCCUGAUCGUCGGAGCCCUGGGCGCUUGGGACCCCUGCAACGAGCGUGUGCUGCGGAUCUGCGGGAUCGGUAGAUGCUACGCACGGAUCAUGCGGCGCCUCAUGGUCUCGGACACCAUCCGAUGGUCCAGGGACAUCUAUAUGGAGCACAUCACCGGCCACCGACAGUACCAGGAGGAGUGAGCCGGUACGACAUUGUGCACACACUGUGGGAAAGAGACUGAGAGGCCUUCCCCAUCGGACCAUAUGAACUGGAACCGUAAACCCACUGAACAUUAAACCCCACCAAAUGAGGGUAGACCCAUCCCCACCCCUGUAUUCACUCACUAUACCCAGCAUACUGAACAUAGCCGUUGUGUGGAAAACUUACCCCAUAUCUCGAUGUCUGUACUCUGACCGGUUAAACUUUUCCCCCAGUCGGGGAGAUUGCAGAUUAUUAUGUGAUCCUUGCUCCACCAGCUCCUAAAUCGAAUUUUGCACCCCUUUAUAAUCUGUACCUUAUCCCCUGACAACCAGAAACUUCUAUGCUUGAACUCUGUACCAUUCCUUAUUUCAACAUUAUCUUAAUAAAAUUAUUAAAUCUGUU
Caretta caretta (loggerhead turtle) is the source of this 3840-nucleotide messenger RNA. RefSeq lists its product as uncharacterized. Gene Ontology annotation, cellular component: nucleus. Gene Ontology annotation, molecular function: RNA polymerase II cis-regulatory region sequence-specific DNA binding; DNA-binding transcription factor activity, RNA polymerase II-specific. Lineage: Eukaryota; Metazoa; Chordata; Testudines; Cheloniidae. The record is from RefSeq and is a predicted model, not a curated record. Gene Ontology annotation, biological process: regulation of transcription by RNA polymerase II.